GUGUGUCACAACAAGUUUAAGUUCUGUACCAAAACUUGCAAUUGCUUCGUAGCUAUUGCUAAGUAAAUCAUAAGUCACAACAUAUAGACUCAAAUGGGGAUAGCAGAAGCAUGCUCCAGAUUCCUUGGGGACUUUUUACAAGCAUUGAAAUGCUCCCCACAAAGCUCAGUGUCUCACCUUGAUCACAAGCCCCAGAAUGUGCUCAAACUUAAUGACAAGAUGGUUGGUGCCCUUGUCAGUGUUUUUGGCAUGGAAACCAACGGAAGAAUCAAGAAGGAAAAUGCUAGGCAAGUGGUGGAGAAGCUAGGUUUGAUGUAUGAUAAGUCCUCAUCAUCAUCAGGGUUUGAGCUAACUAAGGGUGGCUUGCUGGAUGAUGAAGUGCCUGUGGAAGAGGUGCUUGGUGAGUUGGAGGACAUGUCAAAGCGGAGUGAGCUUUUGCAUGAAGCCUUCAAGAUCUUUGAUGAGGAUGGGGAUGGAUACAUAGAUGCAAUGGAGUUGAAGAGGGUGCUUGAUUGCUUGGGGUUGGACAAGGGUUGGGAUAUGAGUGCUAUUGAGAAGAUGGUGAAGGUUGCUGAUUUGAACUUUGAUGGCAAGGUUGAUUUUGGUGAGUUUGAAUUGAUGAUGGGGUAGCAUGCACUUAGCAUCAGUUAACCAAAAAAUUUCAUUGAUUUUAGGAAUAACUAUUGAGCUGAUAAUUGUACAUUAAUUGAUGAUACCAGCAUUCUAUGACAAAAAUAUGAAGAUUGUUAUUGUUUUGCAUUACCUGUUCCCCUUCAUUCUUGGUUGCUAUCAAUUUUGUAGGCAAAUCACAUUUAGUCUGUUCA
Molecule: messenger RNA, 824 nt
Organism: Glycine soja
Lineage: Eukaryota; Viridiplantae; Streptophyta; Magnoliopsida; Fabales; Fabaceae
Product: probable calcium-binding protein CML43
Exons: 1
Coding region: 94-630 (178 amino acids)
Molecular function (GO): calcium ion binding
Source: RefSeq, a predicted model, not a curated record